AACUUUUCCUCUCAAAACACCGAGUACUCAUCCCGCUUGCGAUCGAACCGAAAAUCGAGGUUUGAAAGGAGGACCGACUAGAUGGCGCCUAAAAAGAAGCCUUUCACGUAUUGCGAAGGCGCGCCGUCCUGGAACCCGACGACAUACAUCGCAGACGCCCCACUACACGCGCGCGUCGAAGCGCUCCUCGCCAACGAUGACUUCGCGUCCGCCAUCGCCGCAUCAUUCUCGCUCCCACCACCGAACCGCGACAAAUACACCUACCACGCGAUCGUCAGCGUGACGCUUCCGGAAGUACAGCACGCCAUAUCGCUCGGCCGACAAAACGGGCUACACGCAUGGUACUUCGCGCCCACACCCACGCCGACGCCGCCCCCUAACGAUAACGACGCCACAACCACCACCCCCCAACCACAAAAGCAAACCCUAACAUCCCUCGCACCACCCCCGCGCCCGGACACCGAAGCCUACCUCGCGCUCUUCUCCCCCAGCACAUCCACCGCCUCCGCGCUCAAAACCCUGCACUCCAACGCGCGAAAAUCCAGCCUCCGUCUCUCAACCGCCCUCCACCUCCUCUCAAAACGGUACCUGCACCCCUCGCUCCCCUCCCUCACCAUCCCAAAACAAAGCAAAAAAUCCCCCUCCCCACCGACGAACCCAUACCUCCAAUUCCUCAUCUGGAGCAUCAAAGCCCUCGAAUGGUGCGGCCCUUGCCCCGCCUCCACGCUCGCAGGUCUACGCUCGCACCCCGUGCUCCCGAUCCUAAUGCACCACUUCGGGUGCGCAUGUCCCUCGCACGAAGCCCUUUCCAUCCUCCGAGUAGUCGCGGCCGGUAGGCCUGUUUUCGAUAUAGGCAGCGGAGGUGGGUACUGGACGUACAUGCUACGCGCGUACGGGGUGGACUGUGUGGCGGUUGAUAGCGCGCAGAGCGAGUGGCGGGUGAACUGGGUCGACGACACUGUGAUUUCCGACGGCGCUGCGUUUUUGAAGAGGCGGAAGGCGAGGAAUACGGGGGUAGCGGUGGAUCCGGACGAGCCGGUGCUGUUGCUGGUCUACCCCAUUGUCGGGGGAUCGAUAGCGGGCGGUUCGGAAGGCGGGUUUACGCGCGCGAUGUUGGAUGCGUAUUCUGGGGAUACGCUUGCGGUUGUGGGGACGCAGAACCGGAAUGGGUAUACGGGGUUUAGGGGGGAGAGUAUGGAUGAGUAUAUGGAAAGAGAGCAGGCCUCGAACGGCUGGGUUAAGGUUGUGCAGGUUGCGCUUCCGAGCUUUCCCGGUAAGGAUGAGGCUCUGUUUGUUUUCCAGAGAGGUGCUCGGGCUCCUACUUCUGAUCGUACGGAAGUUGGCGAAAGAGAUGAGGGUAAGAGUAAAGAUGAAAAUAAGAGCAGUAGCGGUAAUGGUAAUAAAGGGGCUUCGUAAGUAAUGCUGUCUUUGGUAACAUCUUGUAAGGAUACCUAAAGUAAGUGCUGCUAUCGCCCGCUAUCACUGUUAGCGGAAUAAGGUGGUUACGAGGAUUGUUACAGGAAUCCGUUGAUUUCAUUAUGACCCUAUAUACGGAAAAGUCAAAGAACUCCCAGAAACCCCAGUGACUACAGAAUGAGCACAUGAAAACCACCGUCAUCGCCAAUCGUUCAUCCCGCGUAUCCUCCGCCAAAAGAGUUGUCGGUUGCUGAUUCG
Molecule: messenger RNA, 1674 nt
Organism: Annulohypoxylon maeteangense
Lineage: Eukaryota; Fungi; Ascomycota; Sordariomycetes; Xylariales; Hypoxylaceae
Exons: 2
Coding region: 82-1416 (444 amino acids)
Source: RefSeq, a predicted model, not a curated record